Physella acuta is the source of this 1043-nucleotide messenger RNA. RefSeq names its product heparan sulfate glucosamine 3-O-sulfotransferase 2. Lineage: Eukaryota; Metazoa; Mollusca; Gastropoda; Physidae. Gene Ontology annotation, molecular function: [heparan sulfate]-glucosamine 3-sulfotransferase activity. The record is from RefSeq and is a predicted model, not a curated record.
AUUGACCACGCCCAGACGUUCUUACGUCAUCCCGUCCAAUCAACGUCUGCUGACCGCAUUCGCUGCGGUGUGCGCGCUUGUUGUCAUGGUGACGUUUAUCGAGACAUCCAGGAUGUUGAUACCCAGGAGGAUGUUGUCGAAAAGAGAGCUCCACUCUCUCACAUCAGGUUUUUCUAACGACGUUCCGGUGGCGACAUUUCAAAAUGGCGACAGUCCACCGAGGCUCCACCCACACCUGCCCAAGGUCAUGGUCGUGGGGUUCUCCCACUGUGGCGGGAACAUCGUCAUGUCUGCCCUGGCCGCGCACCCACACGUGGCCUUGAACUUCAAGCACCUGAAGUACUUCCACAGCAACAGGUCAUUACGAUGGUAUCUUUCCCAAAUGCCGCCAUCUUUAGAUCACCACGUGACUAUUGACGUAGGCUACUCAUACGUCACCAACACGACUGUUUUGGAAAAACUGAAGGCUUUCAACGAAUCCCUAAAAAUCAUCGUGUUUCUCUGCGACCCCAUCUCUCGUCUGCUCGACAACCAUACUCACUUUUUAUACCGUCAUCAAACGGAGGCGGCCUACCCAGGGAACAUUCUUGACGAAAAAAAUAUCGUCGAGUCUUUAAUCAAAGUUAUAAUAAACAAAGCGAAUCAAACUCUCGAUUACCUGACCUUGGCCCACUUUGGAAAAUACCUUCAAAACAUUUCAGAAUUGUUUCGCAUUUUUCCUCGAGAUCAGGUUUUAAUCAUGGAGAAAAACCGUUUCUUUGAAAAUCCCGACACCGAAAUGACAAAACUGCACAAGUUUCUCGGGGUUAAAGUUCACUCGCGGUUUGAAAACCUGCGCUACGACAGGGCCAGCGAGACCUUCUGUUACAACCUGACCUUCUGGAGGAGCAUGUGCAUCAAAGGUCCCGUCAAAAACAUCAGCCGGUUGAUGGGGGUCAAGCACCAAGGUGUGCUCAAGGCCAUGCAACACUUCUACGCUCCGCUGAACAAACAGCUUUACCUGUACCUGGGGGAAGAGUACAACUGGCACUGACAGGGGUGGA